GCCAUUCACCCUGUGAAUGGUGAGGGCAAGAAUUCAGAUCCAUGUCUGCAAUUCCAAAUUCCAAUUCUUAACUACUGGCUGAAAAAGGACUAGAUGUAGAAAUGUAUUUGAAUGUGUUCUAGCAGCCUCUGUUGGGGAAUUGUUAACAGUACGAGGUGGCUAUUAUCAACACAGAUGGUCCCAAACCAAACAUUUCAUGCUGUGGAAAUACUAUUUCUCUGUCUACUUUUCUUCCUUAGCAUCUAUAUUGCUUUUUAAAUAAUAGCACAGUUUACAUCCUGUUCUCUGUGCCAUGUUCUUCAAUCCUUUCAUCUUUGGUGAAUAUUGAUUCAGGGACUGUGUUAGGAAUCUUGGAAGCACUGCCAACAUGUCUGAUGUUCAAGAAGCCACUAACCAACUCUUGGAUGUGAACCUUCAUGAGAACUGGAGGUCUAUACAAGUGACAGAAAGUGAUCCCAGAAGUGAGUCUGAGCACCUCCAAGUCACUGUUGGAGCCACUGUGCCUACUGGUUUUGAGCAAACAGCUGCAGAUGAAGUGAGAGAGAAAUUGGGGUCAUCAUGCAAAAUCAGCAAAGAUCGGGGCAAGAUAUAUUUUGACAUUUCAGUGGAAAGCCUGGCUCAGGUUCAUUGUCUGAGAUCAGUUGAUAACUUAUUUGUGGUUGUUAAGCAGUUUAAAGAUUACCAGUUCAAAGAAACAAAGGAAGAAGUUCUAAAGGAUUUUGAAGAACUGGCUGGGAAGCUUCCAUGGUCAGACCCUUUAAAAGUAUGGAAAAUUAACACCAGUUUCAAGAAAAAAAAAACAAAGCGCAAAAAGAUGAAUCAGAGUUCAGGUAAAGAGAAGAUUGAUAAUGGACAAGGAGACAAGACAGAUGAGAAAGAUGAUAAAAAAGGAUUCACUAACAAUACCUUGGAUUGCCAUAUCUUAGACUAUUAUGAAAAUCCAGCCAUCAAAGAAGAGAUAUCAACAUUAGUAGGUGAUGAUUUGGCAUCUUGCAAAGACGAGAAGGAUGAAAGUUUAAAAGAAGAAACUCAUCCUAAAGUGCUAAAGUUUAGAGUCACAUGCAACCGGGCAGGAGAGAAACAUUGCUUUUCCUCAAAUGAGGCUGCAAGAGAUUUUGGGGGUGCUGUUCAAGAUUACUUUAAGUGGAAGGCUGACAUGACCAACUUUGAUGUGGAGGUUCUUUUGAACAUCCAUGAUAAUGAAAUUGUUGUGGGCAUUGCACUGACAGAAGAGAGUCUCCACCGAAGAAAUAUCACACAUUUUGGACCUACAACACUUAGAUCUACUCUUGCCUAUGGGAUGCUUAGGCUCUGUGCUCCUCAACCUACUGAUAUAAUAGUUGAUCCGAUGUGUGGAACAGGAGCAAUACCAAUAGAGGGGGCUACUGAAUGGUCUAACUGUUAUCAUAUUGCUGGUGAUAAUAAUCCGUUGGCUGUGAAUAGAGCAGCAAAUAACAUCUCAUCUUUAUUGACCAAGAGCCAAAUUAAAGAAGGCAAAGUGUCCUGGGGCUUGCCCAUAGAUGCUGUUCAGUGGGAUAUCUGCAAUCUGCCAUUGAGAACUGGCUCUGUGGACAUUAUUGUAACAGACAUGCCAUUUGGAAAAAGGAUGGGCUCCAAAAAGAGAAACUGGAACCUUUAUCCAGCUUGCCUACGGGAGAUGAGCCGUGUCUGUAGACCAGGGACAGGCCGAGCUGCACUACUUACUCAGGACAAGAAAUGCUUUACCAAGGCAUUAUCUGGAAUGGGACAUGUGUGGCGGAAGGUACAUACUGUCUGGGUGAACAUAGGGGGCCUUCAUGCAGCAGUUUAUCUUCUGAAACGUACACCUCAAGCUUUUGUUGAUCCUUCAGAACAAGAUAGGGAAAGAACUCCUUGGUGAUGCCAAGAAUGAAGAUGGUUAAUGGUAUUUGUGCCUCCCAACACUGGGAAUGUCAGCAUGAAGAACUUGGUUUGAGAGAAAAAUAGUGUUAAUAAAAUUGCAGUUUGCAGUUUAAACUGG
Molecule: messenger RNA, 1999 nt
Organism: Zalophus californianus (California sea lion)
Lineage: Eukaryota; Metazoa; Chordata; Mammalia; Carnivora; Otariidae
Gene: THUMPD3
Product: THUMP domain containing 3
Exons: 10
Coding region: 368-1879 (503 amino acids)
Biological process (GO): tRNA methylation
Molecular function (GO): tRNA (guanine) methyltransferase activity; RNA binding
Source: RefSeq, a predicted model, not a curated record